AUGGGAAACUAUUUUCCUCGGGAUCUUAAGAAGCAAAAGGCUUGGGAAUUCCUUGACUUAAAGCAAGGAAAUAUGACUGUGGAGGAAUAUGCAGCCAAAUUCCAAGAGCUGAUGAUGUACUGGCCUUACUACCAGCACGAGGAUGGAGAGGAAGAUUUAUGUAGUCAAUUUGACACCAGAGGGAGUGGUCCGAUGAGCCAAGACAAAAGAACCCCUAAGUUCUUUAAGGGGCCAUACUCGAGCUCCAGCCAUUCUAAGUCCAAAGAGACCUUAUCACAGGAGAGAAGCAACAGUAGUGGCUUUGGUUCUGGCUCUUUCAGAGGGGCAAUAAGAUGCUUCAGGUGUGGAGGUCCUGAUCCACAGACCAACUAUGGUAACUAUGGAAAACUGGGACACACUGCAAAUGUUUGCUGGGCUGCUCCUAAGACGAGCGGCAGUGUGAGUACCAGCCAUAGACCUGAGUCGAGAGGAAGCAUGGGGCCAAAGCCGAGCAUUUCGGGGAAGGUCUUUGCCAUGAGUGGGGCAGAGGCUUCACAGUCUUAG
Molecule: messenger RNA, 543 nt
Organism: Abrus precatorius (Indian licorice)
Lineage: Eukaryota; Viridiplantae; Streptophyta; Magnoliopsida; Fabales; Fabaceae
Exons: 2
Coding region: 1-543 (180 amino acids)
Source: RefSeq, a predicted model, not a curated record